ACGAAAUCAUUUGGAAAUAAAGAAAACUCUGCAAAACCCGGAAGCAAAACCCUGAACAGGGCAACCACCGACUACCCACGAGCUUCGGAUCUCAGGUAUCAGACGCUUAGCCACCUUCAUCGGUAACUCCACAGCUCACUGUCCAGCCCUUCGUUGCUCACCUUCGGCUUCUUCCUCCCCUAGACAGAAUCAGCAAAGCAAACACCUUCGUCGGCGGCUCUACAGCUCACCGUCCAGCCCAUCACCGCUCACCUUCGGCUUCUUCCUCCAUUGGACAAAAGCAGCAAAGCAAAACAUAACGGAAUCAACAGAUCGUCACCGUCUGCCUCACUCCUCCACCUAUCACCUCCUUCUCCUUCCUCCACCAAAUGGAAACGACAAAGAAAACAGAAAUUGCAGAACAGAUUGCCCCCCAGAAGCACCGCCUCAUCUUCUCCGUUGCUUCCCUUCUUCUCCUGCCUCCACCGAACAAAAGCAGUAGCAGAAAUCAAAAUUGGCCUCAUCUCCUCUGUAGCAACUCACCUUUUCAAUUUUACAUGUGUUUUUUUAGUUGACCGGUUGGAUCGGUCGGGUGAACCGAUUCAACUAGUUGGUCAGAGGUGAUGGGAUGGUCGGAGUCAGGCAUUUGGUUCUUGCCAUUUUGUGGGAAGGAGGCAAACUUAUUGCUGGAAAGGGAAAGGAAAUACUUAAGGAUUUUGAUCCUUUUAGCUGGUCUGAGUUUUCUGAGGUCUUUGUGAAAAAUUUCCUAGAAGGUAAAGAACAAACAUUUUGUGUUGACUUUUGUAUUCUAAAUAAAAGUUCGAGGGGAUAGGCAGUAGUUGCCAUUUCUUUCGCUUCAAGUAUGACACCUAAACACAUGGCCUUGUGAGUCGCUUGGUAAUGGUGUGUAUCACCCAACUCAUGGGCUUGGACUGGGUUCAAUCCUCCUUACCCCCAAAAAUUGCCCUUGAUAAAAAAAAAAAGAGUAUGAUACCUAGUGGAAACUGAAAGUCGUCCAAAUUACAGUCACAAAAUAAGUCAGACAUGAUGUG
Molecule: messenger RNA, 1031 nt
Organism: Rubroshorea leprosula
Lineage: Eukaryota; Viridiplantae; Streptophyta; Magnoliopsida; Malvales; Dipterocarpaceae
Source: the annotation of a GenBank genome assembly